Lagenorhynchus albirostris (white-beaked dolphin) is the source of this 3325-nucleotide messenger RNA. It is a transcript of the gene BANP, whose product is annotated as BTG3 associated nuclear protein. Gene Ontology annotation, molecular function: DNA binding. Gene Ontology annotation, biological process: protein localization to nucleus; negative regulation of protein catabolic process. The record is from RefSeq and is a predicted model, not a curated record. The coding region runs from base 145 to 1644 and encodes 499 amino acids. Lineage: Eukaryota; Metazoa; Chordata; Mammalia; Artiodactyla; Delphinidae. The transcript is spliced from 13 exons.
CGGCUUCUCUCGCGAGGACGGACGCCAUUAUCGCAUCUCCUCGACAAACACCACGAGAAUUCCGCAGCCCACACGGUGACAGAAACCCCGUGCCUGGUGAGUCUGAUUCCUGCCCAUUGACCGGCCACUCUCCUCUCGUCCUGGAUGAUGUCAGAACAGGACCUGGCGGAUGUGGUGCAGAUCGCCGUGGAGGAGCUGAGUCCCGACCACCCAGUUGUAUUGGAGAAUCAUGUAGUGACAGACGAAGAUGAACCAGCUUUGAAACGUCAGCGACUAGAGAUCAAUUGCCAGGAUCCUUCUAUAAAGUCAUUCCUGUAUUCCAUUAACCAGACAAUCUGCUUGCGAUUGGAUAGCAUUGAAGCCAAGCUGCAGGCUCUGGAGGCCACAUGUAAAUCACUGGAAGAGAAACUGGAUCUGGUCACCAACAAGCAGCACAGCCCCAUCCAGGUGCCCAUGGUGGCGGGCUCUCCUCUCGGCGCCACCCAGACCUGCAACAAAGUGCGAUGCGUCGUCCCCCAGACUACAGUAAUUCUCAACAGUGAUCGGCAGAACGCCGUUGUAGCCAAGAUGGAAGACCCCCUGAGCGGCAGGGCACCGGAUCCCCUGGAAAAUAUCAUUAGCAACGCGGUGCCCGGGCGUCGGCAGAACACCAUCGUGGUGAAGGUGCCAGGUCAGGAGGACAGCCACAAUGAGGACGGGGAGAGCGGGUCCGAGGCCAGCGACUCCGUUUCCAACUGUGGACAGUCAGGAAGUCAGAACAUCGGCAACAACGUCACCCUCAUCACCCUGAACUCGGAAGAGGACUACCCCAAUGGCACGUGGCUGGGGGACGAGAACAACCCCGAGAUGCGGGUGCGCUGCGCCAUCAUCCCCUCCGACAUGCUGCACAUCAGCACCAACUGCCGCACGGCCGAGAAGAUGGCGCUCACGCUGCUGGACUACCUCUUCCACCGCGAGGUGCAGGCCGUCUCCAACCUCUCGGGCCAGGGCAAGCACGGCAAGAAGCAGCUCGACCCCCUCACCAUCUACGGCAUCCGCUGUCACCUCUUCUAUAAAUUUGGAAUCACGGAAUCCGACUGGUAUCGAAUCAAACAGAGCAUCGACUCCAAAUGUCGGACGGCCUGGCGGCGAAAACAGCGAGGCCAGAGCCUGGCCGUCAAGAGCUUCUCCAGGAGAACCCCGUCCUCGUCCUCGUACGGCGCCUCAGAGACCAUGAUGAGCACGCCGCCGCCCGCCAGUGAGCUGCAGCAGCCCCCGCCUCAGGCCCUGCACUACGCCCUGGCCAACGCCCAGCAGGUCCAGAUCCACCAGAUCGGGGAGGACGGACAGGUCCAAGUAGUAUGUAAGGGCCACCUCCACAUCGCCCAGGUGCCUCAAGGGGAGCAGGUGCAGAUCACGCAGGACAGCGAGGGCAAUCUACAGAUACACCACGUGGGACAAGAUGGGCAGGUGCUGCAGGGGGCCCAGCUGAUAGCCGUGGCUUCUUCGGACCCUGCCGCCACGGGGGUGGACGGCUCGCCGCUCCAAGGCAGCGACAUCCAGGUCCAGUACGUGCAGCUGGCGCCGGUGGCCGACCACACCGCUGCAGCCCAGGUGGGUGUAGAAGGGGGUCAGGCACCACCACCGUCCCCAUUUUGCUGCUGAGGGAGCUACGUGAUGGUCACAGCCCCGGACGGGAAGUGGGAGGUCUAAGACUUCGGGCCGGAGAUGGUGAGUUUGGCUCCUUCUGUAAGCUCACCGUCAGCCCACCUUCCACGGUCUAACGCUGAUCCCCCUCCUAUCUAAUUUGGUCAUUUUCAGGUUGAUGAAUCUGCUUCCCUGGACCCUCCCAUUGCUUUUCUCUGAACCCUCUGAGACGGCGCAGUGGCGGUCAGCCUCCACGAUGACCCCACUCAUCCCUGCCUCUUGGUCAGCGUCACCUUCCCGCAUCAAAUCAGGGCUGGUCCACGUGGCCAAUGGCGUAGGGCGGAGCUGAUGGGGUUGACUUCUGAGGCUAUAAAAGGCACUGCAGCCUCCGCCUUGGCCUCUUGGAUGGCGGCAGCCACCGUGUCGUGACACUCAGGCAGCCCCACGGAGAGGGCCACUUGCAGAAACACAGGUCUCUGGCUAAGAGCACCAACGUGCCCGCCGCGUGACAGAGCCGCCUUGGAAGUGCCCCUCCCGCCCUAGGCCAGCCUUCAGAUGAUGCCACAGCCCCGGCUGACACAGGACCACACCUGCACGUCACGGCCCAAGUGGAGACUGCUCAGCCAGGCCCUCCCCAGAGGCCUGGCCGACCGACGGUGUGAGAGAAGCCACUGAGUUUGGGGGUGACUAAUUACACAGCAGGGGGUGUGACUGGAACAAGCACCCAGACCUGCACAGAACCUAGACGUGGGGCUACACCCGAGACAGACAAAACCUUCUCAUGUUCCUGCCCAGGUCCCUUCUUAGUCAUCCUGGGGUAACUGUACUCCCGUCAGCAUCAGUGACCUGCUCGGAGGGUCCACUCCAACCCGCAGGGCCACAAGCAGGGCACACCCUCACGUGACAACCAGACAAGCAGUUUCACCACUCGGGAGGCCAGGUUUGGGUCUCAGCUCCUCCCCAAAGCUGGGCAGGCUGUUAGCAGGGCGCGAGGCUGUGUCUGCCCCACGAAGGAAAAGCCUUCCUCUGAAGUGCCUCAAUCAGAGUUCUUGUGGGUAGACCAGAGGCGCUCAGCCUCGGCCAUGCACUGGGAGCAGCGGCGGGAGCUCGAAGCCCCCCGUGCCGGCCCCAGCCCGACACCGGCUCAGCGUCUGGGACACAUCGGGUGCCAGGAAGCCCAGACCUACCCGGGCGUUCUGAAUGCAGCCGCGGCCGAAACAGCUGGUUCACGUCAGCCACGCUGAUGCUUAAAAGUGUUUUCAGGCCUUGUUUACAACAUAGAGCAAGCACUUGUUUAAAAAGGAGACUCCAACACAUCAGGCAGGCCACAUCUCAGGAAAUGGUUUUUCUGGACACAGUGGUCUAACCUGAGAUGGUUUACGUUUAAUCGCAUUUUGCCACAGGAAAAAGUGCCCCAGGAAACACUGCGCGGAGGGCAGGAUGCCCAGCUGGGCUCUUUAAACAGCAGUGGCCACAGACAGCGCAGUUCACUGAUUCUGUAAACGACCUCAGAGGCUCUACCUGCCCGGAGCACAGCUGCCCGACGGUACGAAACUCAUUAGGAAGCAGGCACUACGGGGGCGUCCACGUUUUACUAACUCAUGAGGUCCCUUCAGACAGCUGACACUCAGUGACCGGUUCGGUCUCGUACUGGGCAGGGUUCUACCAGGGACAGAAGUCGUAGGACAUUUUUAUGCAG